AUGGACUACAGCAUGGAAGACACACAGAACUCGGCUCCUGACGCCCACGAGGCGUCCAAGCUCAACUCGUCAGCCCAGAGAACCGACAUUCAGAGCGUCACCAAACGCCUCCAAGCCGAGCUGAUGCAGCUAAUGCUCUCCCCCUCUCCGGGAAUCUCGGCCUUCCCUGACGCCGACGGCAACCUCCUCUCCUGGACUGCCACUAUCAGCGGACCGGCUGAAACUCCUUACGAAGGACUUACUUUCCGUCUUUCCUUUGCCUUCCCCAACAACUACCCUUACGCUCCCCCUACUGUUCUAUUCAAGACUCCCAUCUACCACCCUAAUGUCGACUUCUCCGGCCGUAUCUGUCUGGACAUCCUGAAGGACAAGUGGAGUGCCGUCUACAACGUGCAGAGUGUUCUCCUUAGUCUGCAGAGUCUUCUGGGUGAACCUAACAACGCGAGCCCUCUCAACGCCCAAGCUGCUGAGCUCUGGGACACCGACCAGGAAGAAUACAAAAAACACGUUAUGGCCCGGCACCGCGACAUCGAAGACAUCGAGUAA
Molecule: messenger RNA, 546 nt
Organism: Aspergillus tubingensis
Lineage: Eukaryota; Fungi; Ascomycota; Eurotiomycetes; Eurotiales; Aspergillaceae
Product: putative ubiquitin conjugating enzyme (UbcK)
Exons: 3
Coding region: 1-546 (181 amino acids)
Source: RefSeq, a predicted model, not a curated record